AUGGCUUUCAGAACAUUCUUACAUUUAGGUGAAAAUGCAUGUAAAUGUAUUUUUGCAACUGUACAGUUUAAAUCUAAAUCACACGUAGUUGACCAAUAUAAACAAGUUAGAAAUUUUUAUAAAUUUAGAGGUAAAACAAAAGUAAUAAAGACCCAUUUACCAAAUGGUUCUUCAAAAACACAACCAGAGCAUAUUGGGAGUUUGUGGAAACCAUUAACUUUUACAAUUAUGUUUAGUGGAACAACAUUUAUUGGUGCUGCCAUUUGGGAGUAUGAGCGUAUCAGAGAAAAAGCCUAUAAGAUGAUUAGAAAUUACGCGCAAAGGAGAAUACAUCGAACAGGAUGGCGAUAUAAAAUGCACACUUGGUGGAACAACUUGUCAGAAGGGGAAAAAAUGUUUGCUCCUAUAUGUUUCUUAAAUGUAUUAGUAUUUUUAUCAUGGCGCAUACCCGCAUUUCGACCAACAAUGUAUCGAUAUUUCUGCAGCAAUUCUGGUGCAUCAUGUUGGCCAAUGCUAUUCCUAACAUUUUCUCAUUAUUCCCCUUUUCAUUUACUUAUCAACAUGUAUGUAUUGUACAAUUUCUCUACUGUUGCUGUGUCAACACUGGGUAGAGAACAAUUUAUGGCACUUUAUUUAACUAGUGGUGUGGUAUCUAGUUUUUCAAGCUUUUUAUAUAAAGUUGCAUUUGGUAUAACAACACCUUCCUUAGGAGCUUCAGGAGCAUUAAUGGGUAUCCUUGGAUUUAUAUGUACUGAAAAUCCAAAUAUGUAUCUGACUAUUGUUUUUCUUCCUAUGUGGAAAUUUACAGCAAAUACAGCUAUUAAAGCUGUAAUGGGACUGGAUGCCUUAGGAUGUCUUUUGCGUUGGCGAAUAUUUGAUCAUGCAGCACAUUUGGGUGGAGCAUUAUUUGGAAUAUUUUGGCAUGCAUGGGGUAAUGCUAACAUAUGGCAAAAACGUGAACCAGUAUUAAUGCUUUGGCAUCAAUUUCGUGAACCACCUAGGUCUCAUUAA
Molecule: messenger RNA, 1011 nt
Organism: Habropoda laboriosa
Lineage: Eukaryota; Metazoa; Arthropoda; Insecta; Hymenoptera; Apidae
Gene: rho-7
Product: presenilins-associated rhomboid-like protein, mitochondrial
Exons: 8
Coding region: 1-1011 (336 amino acids)
Cellular component (GO): membrane
Molecular function (GO): serine-type endopeptidase activity
Source: RefSeq, a predicted model, not a curated record